UAUCAGCUAGAACAAAAAGCAAGAAAUCUCAUCGGAUUUUAGACAGCGACAAGUACUUCAAGAGCGUAUUCAAGUGUUUGUCAAUUGUCUCAAGAUGACUUCUAGGAUUUUUCUCACAGCAUUAUGUCUAUUUAAAGGUAAAAGAAAUAAAUGGUUCGAUUCGUCGUUCUAACUCUCAUGAGUCGCUUUAGGAACUCGGAUCGCCUAACUUGUAUGUUUGCACUGAUGUCUGCUUCACACGCCAAUAAAGCCACACAAAAUUCUUAAUGUUCCCAGGGUAGAUCAUACUAUGUAAAAGUAACCUAUAGGUAGCGAGGGCAUUUUCAACACCUCUUCUGUUGUAGCUAGCUAGCUGAACAUCAAAAUGCUGCAGUUAGUAAAGUAAGUAUCAGUAUGUUACCGAGCCGAUUAAUAUAAAGUGCAUAUCACUGUAGCGUGAGAUUAAAUCACCUAUAUAAUUUAGUGACGCAGAUAAACGAGACUUUGAUUGAAGUUCGUCGAUUCUAUGGACUAAAGUUUUCUUGCCUACAUGCAAGUUCUACCGUGGAUUCUCAAGUCCAAAUAUUCAUGUCAUCUUCGCGUGCAGAUACGGAACCCGAAAUUUCAUGGUAAUGCAACCUCAAAAACAUGACACUUCAGCGAGGUUUAACUGAAUAUAUUGACAAAUAACUAGAGGGAAAUAGUUUCGACGCCUAACAUGGUCCAGUUUUAGAAAAGGAUUCUUUGUUUCCUCAAGGUCGAGAAAUUCAGUUUACAUUGGGUCACUGGAUCGCGCCUUGCGUUUGUGAAGCCACUGACAAAAAGUACUUAUUAUAACUUCCUAACUUCCUCUCCACCAUCACUUUAUCAUUAUCACUUAUAAUCAUUUGCCUGGACCAGAAGGAAAACCCCAAAUAAUUCAUUCCUUAACCGCAAAAGUGACAUCAAAGCUGUCAGUUUGAUAGCAUUACUUCAUUAAAAAAGCAAGAUUCUGCUCUCAACUAGUUUCUGACUAACUGUUUUGACACAGAGAGUGUAGUGUAACAAUUAGUCCAUUUUGUUGUAAUCAUGUUUCGCUAGAUUAUCAGAAUAUGAAGACCUAAUAAUUACAAAUGGCAAAAGCUGUCAGAAUAAGCAUGAGAAACACUUUCGGAAGCGGUCUUUUCCAUGUUAGACACGGUUUUCGUGUUAGGAAAAGAAUUACCAAACAAAAGACCUGAGCAAAUAUGAUUGGCUGACAAGGUUAUAUUUGAUUCCUGAGUUGUCACUGUUUUCAGUUUAGAAUGAGAAAAAAAUGAGCCUUCAGUGGGCUUGGUGCCAGAGAGUAUUCUAAAUAUAACUUGAGUUUUCUUUGAUAUGCUUAUAACUGUUUUCAGCUUUAUCUAAAUUCGUUCUACAAUUUCAGAUACAUAAUUACAAAAUAAUUACAUGACACUGAUGUUUUUCAGGAUCACUGGCUUGUUUAUUUUCGAUUUAUUUAUUAAAUUCUUAUAGUUUUUAUUUUCAGGAUAUUAGAAAGAAAUAUUGCAGAACACUACGUUCUAAUAUCUCUAAGUGACCCUUAAAAAGAUGUUGCAUGUUCGCACAACCUAAGACCAAUCAUGGCUUAUGAUAUAAAAAGAAGAGAUAAUCUCAGAUAUUGCAGUCUACAAAAUAUAUUAUUCCCAUCUUGUCGGAUGCUUCGAGACAUUGAUAUUUGUAGCCUUUUUUAAAAAUAUACUUAGCGCUAAAAUUGGUCCUUGGUCAUGGGAAAUACUUGUGACAAAAAUUAGUAACAAAGGAUGCAUUUUUUGACUCUUUAGUCUUUUUACCCAUCUGUGGACGACGGCCUUAAUCUGCGAGGGCGUUAUGAUCAUGACAGUGUGUUUAUGUCGUAUCUGGGUGACUAAUGGAUUCAAACGAAUUGAGCGCUAACGUAAGAGGACUUUUUGCGGAGUUGAUGAAGCAAAGUUCAUGGCCGUCGCAAAGUUAACAAGAGGGCCAUAAGAGAGAGAGCCUUUGAGCAAGGCUCAGGGCGCUCUAUGGACAGCAGGACACAAAAGGAAGGAGCUCUCCCUCCUUUUGCGCCCGUCGUCAGAGCGUCCAAGAGAGCUUACUCGCAGGUUAUAGGAGAAAUUGUCCGAGAGACUCUUAAUCAGAGCGCCAGCCUUUUAAUUUAAUCUCUUCACGUGGCCCACUUACGUUGUAACUUGGUCAAUGAAACCNAGAAUGAGAAAAAAAUGAGCCUUCAGUGGGCUUGGUGCCAGAGAGUAUUCUAAAUAUAACUUGAGUUUUCUUUGAUAUGCUUAUAACUGUUUUCAGCUUUAUCUAAAUUCGUUCUACAAUUUCAGAUACAUAAUUACAAAAUAAUUACAUGGCACUGAUGUUUUUCAGGAUCACUGGCUUGUUUAUUUUCGAUUUAUUUAUUAAAUUCUUAUAGUUUUUGUUUUCAGGAUAUUAGAAAGAAAUAUUGCAGAACACUACGUUCAAAUAUCUCUAAGUGACCCUUAAAAAGAUGUUGCAUGUUCGCACAACCUAAGACCAAUCAUGGCUUAUGAUAUAAAAAGAAGAGAUAAUCUCAGAUAUUGCAGUCUACAAAAUAUAUUAUUCCCAUCUUGUCGGAUGCUUCGAGACAUUGAUAUUUGUAGCCUUUUUUAAAAAUAUACUUAGCGCUAAAAUUGGUCCUUCGUCAUGGGAAAUACUUGUGACAAAAAUUAGUAACAAAGGAUGUAUUUUUUGACUCUUUAGUCUUUUUACCCAUCUGUGGACGACGGCCUUAAUCUGCGAGGGCGUUAUGAUCAUGACAGUGUGUUUAUGUCGUAUCUGGGUGACUAAUGGAUUCAAACGAAUUGAGCGCUAACGUAAGAGGACUUUUUACGGAGUUGAUGAAGCAAAGUUCAUGGCCGUCGCAAAGUUAACAAGAGGGCCAUAAGAGAGAGAGCCUUUGAGCAAGGCUCAGGGCGCUCUAUGGACAGCAGGACACAAAAGGAAGGAGCUCUCCCUCCUUUUGCGCCCGUCGUCAGAGCGUCCAAGAGAGCUUACUCGCAGGUUAUAGGAGAAAUUGUCCGAGAGACUCUUAAUCAGAGCGCCAGCCUUUUAAUUUAAUCUCUUCACGUGGCCCACUUACGUUGUAACUUGGUCAAUGAAACCCAUUUAUUUCUCACAGAAGAAUUCGUUAUUUUACGAGAAAUUGAACAGCUAACCUUGAUCACCGACUACGAUACCGCACUGCUUUGAUCCAAAGCUAAGAUUCCAAAUAUAUAUUCUCCUCUAUCGAUGUCCCGACCUUAAUUAUUCAUGUAUUAUUAAUUACACCUUCCUAAUGGCCUUUACAUAGUUUUCCUUUUGUUGUUGUUUUUUUUUCUGCGUCGCGCCAGACUAAAGCAUUAAAUCUAUUUAUCUCUUUUUUGAUGGAGCAGGUCUUCCGGGAUUUUAAUUCCGUUUGUCUAUUAAUGUAGACGUAUCGUCUUUAUCUGUUUUCGGCCUAUUAUGCACAUUUUCAACUGAGCCACCGUGGGUUUUCAGAAAUUUAAGGUGGCCCCGAACUGCUGCCUCGUGGGGUCACCGAAUUCACGGUCUUUUCAUUUCUCUUUCUCUUUAUCUACAAUAGAAUAACCUUGGUGUCUCACCUCUUCUUUUCUACAUCACAAGUUCUUAAUUACCUUGUUUAUUUCUUGGUUGUGACUUUCUAAAAAUAAUAUAUACUUAGCAUAAGCAUUCAAGCAUACAUUUCUGACAAAUUAAAUAUUGUCGGUUGAGAUCGCCGUGGUUUUUCAGCAAGCCGACACAUUUUAGACCAAAGUCCGAACCCACGAGCGGUUUACCGCGACGUUAGAAAUAUGAAGACUUGAACGAAACUGUAAACCUCCCAUGAAAAGUCUCUUGCACCAGGGUAUAGAAAAGGGUUUGGACCACUUAAACUGACAAAUGUCUACAUUAGACUCCUGAGGGAGAAGAUCAUCCUAAAAGGGUUAAUAAAGAUAACGCGCCCAUCCCGGUAAAGCCACAGUCAUCGUCAAAAGUGUUUGGAAGGCAGCUACUCUUUGCCUUUUUUGAUCUUUUUCCCGUCGUCCCUGGCCUAAUGUUGAACAAAACUUGAGUGUUUGUGCGGGUAAUUGCUCUUUUAUAUCCCAAACUUGAAUAUGGGGGUGGGGAGACAGGGGAUAUUUAGCAAAAGGGAAAGCCAUCUUUUGAACAAUAAAAUGAACUACCGUUAAGUUCUACAACCUUCCAAACUACUUUUGUCUUGGAUUGUAGCUAGUCCUGCGUAGAUCAUUUAAGAGAAAAAAAAGGACGGAGUCCUAACGGUCUGCGUAGGUAUAUCCCAGCUAAAAGGAGACGGGGAACGCUCUGAUUGGUCAAAUAUCUCUUGCAAACAACUAAGAAGACAUUUCCUGUAACUUACUUGUCUUUCUUUUCAAUAGUCACUUGGAAGAAGCUCGCACCACAGGUCCCGGAAGACAACUAUGCAUUGUCAGGACCACAGUUACUGUCGCAAGCGCGAGCUGUGUCACAGCGUCUUCAAGAUUUGUUUCCCUAAGCAAACGCACAGAACAAGAAUGAAACUAACGAAAAAUACUAGAACAUCACCCUCCUGCAAGAGCAACGAUGAUUGCCGCCGAAAUCAAUCUUGCCAUGCAAUUUUUGGGACCUGCGUGGACAUUCCUCGUAUGCAACCAACUAUAGCAACCAAGUCUCGUGCAGCCAUUCACAUGUGCAAUGAUAAUUCUGAAUGCCCCGGCGGGCAAUACUGCCACGACUUUUUUAAUAUGUGCUUGCCAAAUCUCACAUUGUACUUUAAACCUACAAGUUCCCCACCUGUCCCUGACUGCAGAUCAAAUACGGACUGCAAAAGCGGAGAAUUCUGCCACAACUUGAGCCGUUUAUGCCUACCAUUUCCCACACCAGCCACAACGGAUCCAACUCGAAAAGGUUCGUAUGCCUGUAGUUCUCAUGCCGACUGCAAGAUGACAGAAUUCUGCCAUUUUCUGAUUGGCAUGCGGCGACGAGAUCAAACUAGAACUGGCGCCCAAGACAAAACGCUCAAGAAUGCUCUCGGUGUGUGCAUCGCUCGGGCCUUGAAGGAAGUUCCUGACGAUCCAAGCCCGGUCUUUUUAAAUUGCAGUCAGAGUUCAGAAUGCGGAAAGGGGAGAUGUUGCCUGAGUGACCUAGGGUUAUGCGUUGGCUAUCGCCUGCCUGGACAACUUUGUGUUGCAGAGGUGAGUGUAGAAAAUUGUAACAUAUUUAACUGAAUAGCAAAAAAUAAACUGAAGCCUGUUAAAAUGUCGUGGAAGCGCAAUGCUAUAGUGGCCAACAUAUAGCCUAUCGACUUGGAACUCAACAGCUGUUUGAUCGACGUUGUUUGGAAAAGGCAUUUUAUUCCACGUUGCCUCGUCUGCGUGGGAAUGCGUACCAAAAGGGUUAUGAUUGGGUUUACCCUGCGAUGGCGCAGCAUUCGUUUCUAGAUGGAGCGGUAUCACCUUUGGCUUAUCAUCAAUGGAAAGUACUCAGGCCCGACCACUAACCGGGGAGACGUCGGUUCGAUUCUGGCUCGAGACUGAACAGGUCUGUUUUUCUGUCCAGAUGAGGUGUGUAUGAGGAAAGGUGUCUCACAUAAAUAUAAUUUAUUAUGGUAAAAUUAGUUAUAUUUAAACUGAAGAAUGGUAUAUGGGAUAUAACUAAGAUUACUGUAGCCCUUCCCAUACUGGGGAGUUACGUCUUGAUGCCAUAGUGUAUGACAUUGGUCGUAUCAGAACAAAAAGUGGAUGGCCACCAUAAUGUCUGACAAAUGUCAGACAUUUCCAGUUUAAUGCUUAUACGCAGAUGCCUUUUGGUCGCCGUAUGUAAGGCAGACAUUAUUAUAUUCAUUAUCAUUAUUAUUCUAUUAUUAUUAUAUUGAUUUAGCUUCCUUAUUUCUGCUAAACUUGGACGCACAAUGUUAGUGGCUGAAUUCUCCAUGACUACGAUGCACCACUGACUCUCAACUACGUAAUUCCAGUGUUUCUCAUAAGGAAAGUUUUUUUCUGCUCUUAACUUUAGUCUUCGUACCUAAAAUUACUUUGAACGCUUAGAACACAUCUAUAAUUUCUGUAAGUUACAGUAUGUUUAAUUGUUUUAUCGUUUAGGAAGUGUCAUUUUCUUGUCCUUGCUUGCCCGGAUUUACCUGUAUCAGUAGAAGACGCCCAAUGCGGAUGAGAAGGCUUCAGAAAAAGCUAAAGCUAACAAACGAGGAAAUAAAGAAGUUGAAUUUAACAACGACCGAGUUCAAGGUUGGGAAGUGUCAGCUCCUGUCAGAUUAAAAUGUACAACUGAUUUUACUUCAACAGAGAACGUGUAACAGAGGAUAUAGA
This is a messenger RNA of Porites evermanni, 6308 nucleotides long. NCBI's taxonomy places the organism in Eukaryota, Metazoa, Cnidaria, Anthozoa, Scleractinia, Poritidae. The record is from the annotation of a GenBank genome assembly.